This is a messenger RNA of Procambarus clarkii (red swamp crayfish), 6528 nucleotides long. NCBI's taxonomy places the organism in Eukaryota, Metazoa, Arthropoda, Malacostraca, Decapoda, Cambaridae. The record is from RefSeq and is a predicted model, not a curated record.
CCGCAUGAAUUAGUGAUAGUGAGGAAUUUGUGGACUGAAAGACAGAUUUGUACAGUGUGUGACCAUUCAAAAGUGACAGUUAUAUGUACGCUGGACACUCUGAUAUGCAGCGAAUGAAAGGACAAGGAACCUCAGGGGCAUAAAUAGUUGACCUCUCACAGUGUUCAAAAGAGAACUUGAUAAACACUUCCAAAGGCUACUUUAUCAACUGGGUUGUGACUCAUUCAUCAGACUGGGCAGUGGCAUACAACAACCUGGUUGACCAGACCACCAAACACGAGCUUGGCCAGAGACUGGGCCUUUGAGACAUUGAUUCCAGGAACCAAUAACAAUGCCAAAUGGGCCCAAAGAUCAGAAUUACUCGUCAUUCCAGAGCUACACAAGUCCCAUGACUUCAUCGAUGGCCGCGGCUGCAGCUGCUUCUGACCCGUAUAUGUCAUCUUACUACAUGACCUCCACCCCUUAUCAGGCAUUCGGAGUUGGUGAUGGAACUUGGAGCAAUGGGGGUGACCACAUGCAAACUUUCCUUGGAGGCUAUGGGGGACAAAUGGGAUAUGAUUCACACAGCGCCAUUGAUGGCAUGUUUGGUAGUGGCAGUUUUGGUGGAUUCAACCCUCCAGGCUUUAACUACGGUUUCCACGGAAAUGGUGACUACAGUGCAUGGGGAGGGUCAGAUGUUCGAGGAGGAAACAAGCCAUAUGACGACUACUAUCAGCGUGAUAAUUUGUACACUGAUGAGCGUGUGAAGGCCCUGGAUCAAGGUGUACAAGGACUUACUAUAACUGAUCCUAAGACAGGUCAAGACUUGCCUAGAGAUGGUGGAUCAGGAAUUGGUAAAAAUGCAGCAACAAAUGGAGCUAGUGUUGAGGUUAAGUCAAAUGGAGGCAGCAGUCCAGGGGGGGAAACGUCUGUUGGCCUGGGCCAAACUAAAAAGGGUAUGUCAUGGGCUAGCAUCGCUUCUCAGCCAGCCAAGCCUCAGCCAAAAGGAAGACGUGACAAAACUACUAUGUCAUCUAUUGUACCUGGUCGCCACAUGGACAUUGGGACAUGGGAGGGUAAAAAUGGUGGUGGACCAAAACCUGUGGCUCCUCCCCCAGUGCCACGGCCAGCCUGGGAGGCUCCACGAGGUGGGUCACGUUCUACAACCUCCACUUCAUACUCCACACCACCACCACGAACCCCACCCCAGGUGCCUCCCCCACAGCAAGUGCAGCAAUCUGGACAACAGCAACAAACUGGGCAACAGCAAGAGCAGCCACCACUACAAACUUUACAGACUUCUCCCCAACAGCAUCAACAGAACCAACACCAACAACAUGUGCAUCAACAACACUUGCAUCAACAACAUCAUCAACAGCAGCAACAACAACACCAACACCAACACCAUCAGCAGCAUCAGCAUCAGCAACUCCAGCAGCAGUUGCCUCCAUCUCCGCAACAACAGCAGCAGCAGCAGCAGCAGGCUCCUCCACCACCAUUACUGCCAAGUGGAGUCAUGCAUGCACAGAUGGAACUGCCCCCUUCCCCUCAAAGUGGACCCCCAAUGUCAAUACCUCAACGUGCCCCUUUGCCUCAUGUCCCUGGUCAGAUACCCGCUGAAUUGCAGCCAGACGAUCCAAUUCUUGAAGGUCUUCGUAUGCGUAAUGAUUAUAACCCAAAGGACUUUGACCUUAAUCCUAAAAAUGCACGUUUCUUUGUGAUUAAAUCUUACUCGGAGGACGAUAUUCACCGAUCUAUCAAGUAUGAGAUAUGGUGCUCGACAGAACAUGGUAACAAGCGUUUAGACGCUGCUUUUCAUGAAAGAGAGGGUAAAGGACCUGUAUACCUUUUCUUCUCAGUGAAUGGAUCUGGACACUUUUGUGGUUUAGCUCAAAUGAUUUCCAUGGUGGACUACAAUUCAUCAUCAUCUGUGUGGGCUCAGGAUAAGUGGAAAGGACAGUUUCGUGUGAAAUGGAUUUAUGUGAAGGAUGUUCCCAAUAAUCAACUGCGUCACAUAAGGUUGGACAACAAUGAGAACAAACCUGUGACCAAUUCCCGGGACACUCAGGAAGUUCCCUAUGAGAAGGGCAAACAGGUGCUGAAGAUAAUCAACCAAUACCGCCACUCUACUUCCAUAUUUGAUGACUUUUCUCAUUAUGAAAAACGGCAGGAAGAGACAGAGACUCGUAGGAAUCCUGGACCCCCUUACAAGGAUAUGGAUCGAGACGAUCGUCGCAAUGACCGCAUGGAUCAUCGAGAUCACCGUGACCAUCGUGAUCAUCCAAGAGACCAUCGAGACCAUCGAGAUAACCGUGAUCAUUAUCACCGUGAUCACAGAGAGCAGCGUGACCAUCGGGGUGACCACCGUGAACACCACAGGGGUGGGAUGGGUGGAGGACGUGGACGAGGUGGUCACCAUCAUCCUCACCAUCGUGGUGCACGCAACUAACCAUAAACUGAACCACAGUGUGUUAAGUCCCUAUUGAAAUAAAUAUUGAGGGAUUUAUAUCUGUGACAUACAAAAAACUUAAUAGAAAACAAAUCUAGUUUACAAUUGUUGACAUGGCCUGGUGGAUAAUGUACUUCAAAAAAAUUAUAAAAUAUCUUAUGGACCAUUGGCUCUAUUUUGAUCAUGAAAUGUAAUUAAAACAUUGCUGGACAAUCUGACCAGAAAGUUUUGUAGUCAAGAAACUCUAAGCUGACCAGUGUUUUUAUAGCAGUGAAGGACUUGAUAUAUCCUCGAUUCUAGGAACUAGGUGAUCGCAUGUGGUUGAUUGAUCCAAGGAGGCUUGCUAGUGCCGACUUAGAACCUCUUGAGUGUCUGCCUAAUUGAAAGCUAGUGAUGUGGAAGCUAUCACUAAAAAUUGAAAAUGCUACACUGCACGAUACACAAUGUCAUGCAUAACAUGUCCAGCCAAGAAUACUAUUCUGUAAAUGUGAAAAAAGUGUAGCAGUGCACUGAAACACUGUUUUCGUCCACUGUUCAAGUUUAGACAGGCACCCAUUAGCACCAAACUACACCAGCCUGUUUGUCAGCUUAAGUGAUAUCACAGAUUAAAAUAACUGUCACGAAUGAUUUGUCACUGUUUCCUGAAGAACUCUUGGCAUCAAGAACUGCAAAGAAUAUGCCACUGUCAUUGUUAUCCUUUUGUUUCUUUCACUGUUGUGGUUAGGGGAAUGGAACACAGUAUAUAUAUUUAACCUAAUCCUCCUAUAAUCGUACAACUGCGGCUUGUAUCAGAGAGCCAGAUGACUUGACAGAACCCACAUGGGGGACCUGAGAGCUACCAAGCAAAACAUGAGAUGGGCUUGCCAGCUGCCUUACUCAGUUUGUAUUACAAAGAACAACAACAUUAACAAUAUCAACAAGUUUUGCCUAUGAUUAGAGCUUUGAGGAUAAAAUAACAAAUAACAAUUAGUUUUUUAUAAUUUUACUGCGAAGUUAAAAAAGUGUAAAGUGAAAUUAACUAGUUUAAUUAACUAAAUAACUAAGUGUAAAGUGAAAUAUUUGUCAAGCUAAAGAUUUGCAAAAUGCGUCUGUGAAGUUAGGCAGUGGAUACCAGUGUAGAAGUAUCAGCUCGGGUCUGUGGAAAAAAUGAUAAACAAGGGAAGUUGGACUGUUCUUUGGUGUUUAUUUCUUAGUGCCUGAGAGUAUGGUAUUGUGUAGUUUAAAGUGAUAUUGUAAAUGCUCUUGAAUAUAAAACAUGAACCACCUUAGACUCAACUUGGUUUGUUUCAGCAGUGCCUCAUUUAACUGAAAUAACCGUAGUUGUUAGUGUUACCAUUUACUGUCAUCUAAUAAUUGAUAUUACAAAAACUUAUGGUUCUGUGGAAUCAUUUUUUCAAAAAUACUACCACUUCAAAACCCUAUCAAAAAUGGAUAAAAGAUACUUUAUAAAUUAUGAAAUGCAACUAUAGUGACCGUGUUACAUAUUAUGGAUGUGCUAAGUAUCCAGUGUUGAUAUAGAAAAGAACUGUUAACAGGCUAUUGAAAUCAGUGUGGAAUAAACUGGGAUUGAAGUUCAAAGCUGGCUAAUUGCUUGGUGCUGUUGUGAAGGUCACUUGUGCUUGUUGGAAUGCUGCCAUGUAUCAAGACCACCUACCGUUGUGUCCUGCUGCCCUGACCCUUGCUGUGCCCGUGCCACACAAGCUGCUUGGGCCUUUUCAACAACAGUCUAGCUCUGAUAAGCUGCCUCUUGUUUGUCAGGGAUGUGUCAGGGAUUUAGCUUUAGAGGGAACAGCUUUCAGAGCAAAUGAACCAACAUUAUAAUUUUCUGUACCUUGGAACAUUUGCAUUUUGUGUGGUUCGGGCACAAAUCGCUGAUAAUGCGCUUUUAUUAUUAUUAUUUUUAUAAUUUUUAUUAUUAUUAUUAUUAUUAUUAUCAUUAUUAUUAUUACUACUACUACUACUACUACUAUUUUUUGCGUUCAGAAUUUUGGCACAUUUUGUAUUUAUUUAAAAAUGGCUUCAUAUUUAGAUGUGAUCACAUCCAAUUAAAUUUUUAAAUUGUAGAUUGAGUGCCUGGAGGAAGUCUAAAUGAUAUUUCCUUUUUAACUAUACUGUACUUUUAUUCAUAGAUGUUUGUUCGACUUUGCCACAGACUUUCUUAGUACUUCCUUCUUGCUGUGUCUUGGAAAUGGAAUAAUUGGAUUGCAUCUGGUUUGCAAGUGUGUGUACUUGAGGUUUCUGAUCUAUAAAUUGUCUUAGGAAGUCAGUUGUGUCAGUCUGUUUUGGGAAGAAUGCAUUGUUUUGCAAAUGGGACCGCCACUAUCAUUUGGGGAACUUGACCACGCUACAGAGUAUUUUCUUACCCUUUAUGAAUGUGUGCAUUAUAUUCUCCAGAUUCCAAAGAAAUGAAUUGGAUGUAAUUAAAUAUAUAUGUGGCAUGGGGUGGGUCUUGUGAUGGUGGUAGUGGGCAACUGCCGGUGUGUAGUGUUCUCCCCCCCCCCUUCUCUGUCCCUAUAACCAGUAGCUUAGUUGUGGGUGCCAGUGCGUGGGUUUCAGUGGUAUUUUAUAUAUUACCAUCAUGUUUCUUGUAUUAAAUACUGAGUAUUGCUCUGUAACCUAUGUAUAUUAUUUCUCAUACACAGAUGUUAAGUUGACUAGAUAUCCAUAUUAUAGUUUAUGUAUCCAGCUUUCUAGCUUCAUUUAUAACACGUCUGCAUUAGUAACUGCCUAUAAUUUUAGAAGUGGCACUGUCUGCUCUGCCCCUCAAAUAGUAUUUGAAGGUUGUUGAGUGAUGCUUGUUAAGAUGUCAUUAAGAAAUAAUUUACAUAUUUGACUGUUGUUAAGAGACCCAAGAAAAAUAUAAAUGAGGAAUAUUUUUUUUUGUAAUAAAAUAUAAUGUCGAAGAAGCGGUUAAUUAUAUUAAUGAUUAAUACACUCCCAAUAGAGUUGUGUGGUUAUAUGUAUGUGGUGAUUCUUAUAUUACGUCAGAUUCAUUAUUUAAAUUGAUUCCAUUCUUGAUAACGGAAUAUGACAUACAAUUUAGCAUUGGUGACUUCAAAUAAUCUCAUGUUUUUGACCAGUAAUUGUACACCAGUGACAAAAUAUUGUAUUACAUGUUCCCCAUAAUGCUCAAGUUAGAAUUAUGACCUUCAUCUACAAAAGGGGAAUAGUCAUGUUAGUAAGUAUCUUGAUAUUGAAAACUUGUCAGUAGAAGUCUUCAAUACAUAACCCACAAAUAUAAAAAGUAAGAAAUCCCUACAGUUUUAUAAGGUAGAGUUUACUAGUAGUCCAGAUACUUUUUUGUUGAAGGUCAUAAAGAUAGUAACUAUAAAAAUGGGUAGUGCCUACAAGUGUCAAGGAUAAUGGACCAAUGCUUGGAGUAAAAGCCACAAAUUGGAUUUUUUAUACAAUAUUGAACAGCUCAAUUGUUGACCUAGUUUUUGGCCUUAAAAAUGUUCCUAUGAACAGCAUCAUUGCCACAGAUUACAAUAGGAUGGAACACAUUUAUCUUCAUAUUUGUAUAGUUAUGGGGUAUUGAUUAUCAUAUAAUGUGACAGGUUGUCAUUUUAUAGAUAUCACCUCAUGUAAUUGGUGGCAAUGAUUAUAUAUUGUGGGUAAUUAUUGAAUAAAAAAAAUCACAAUUGUUUGAUAUCAAUGAAAUCUCUUAAUUUUAUGAUUUGUUACCAAGAGUACAAGGUUUAAAUUAAAGAUACUGUGAUGAUGGUUUGGUUACUACAUUGAAUGACAUUUCAUUUAAGUUAUCCAUGAAAUUUCGUAGUCCUGAAAAUGUAACAAUGAUUUGGAAAAUACUUUAGAGGUAGAAUUAUAGUUGGCAAUCUUAUAUAACAGUGUACGGCUGUGACUUUGAUGAUGGAUAUAAACAUAUUGUAGCAAAUGAACAAAAAAGAAAAUAGUACAUGCAAAUAAGAGUCAGAAAGUAUGGAAAUUUCUGUGGGUAUAAUGGCAAAGAUGUGUAUGUAUAUGAUUGAUAAUUGGUGGGUAGAGCUUUGUGGGGGCAGAGCGGUGCGGUUAUGUGGUCUUGGCAGGUCCCACCUGUGGGAAUAAAAAUGUUCAUCAAUAAAACAAAAUGUACACAGGAA